Messenger RNA from Exophiala mesophila, 2095 nucleotides. RefSeq lists its product as uncharacterized. The transcript has a single exon. The record is from RefSeq and is a predicted model, not a curated record. Gene Ontology annotation, biological process: carbohydrate derivative metabolic process. NCBI's taxonomy places the organism in Eukaryota, Fungi, Ascomycota, Eurotiomycetes, Chaetothyriales, Herpotrichiellaceae. Bases 512 to 1756 code for a protein of 414 amino acids. Gene Ontology annotation, molecular function: carbohydrate derivative binding.
CUGGGCGUUCUCUUACCCACCCCUGCCAUAAGUUGGAGAGUGUCCACUAUUCUUCGAUAACAACACCAUGAUCAUGAACCGUCCAAAUCGCAAGCACCAUCCUCCCUCCUUCCACUCUUCUCAUCCCCUCUACAAACACACUUUCACACCUUUUCAAGUCUGCACUGGUCGACUGCCCCCUAGGCACCAGCCCUCCUUGUGAUUCUCUCUCCCAUCUCUCAAAAGUCUAUGGCGUCAUGUUAUUGACAAUCCGGCCUUGUUGUGCUGUGUGGCAACAUUUCUUAACUUUAUUCGACCGUUGACUGACGCUUCUUGAUCCUGCCUGGUUUACCUAGCUUCGACAUAUCUCGUGCUGCGCUGCUCCUGUGAAUCAUCUCCUCAGAGAGGUUGGUCACCAACGGCCGUACAGAGGCCUUUUUAAACAUCUUGCUCUACACACAACUCUCGACAGAGAAAGCACGGUGACUUGAUCGGCCAAUUUUCGCCAAGCACUACCACCACCGCUACUACCAUGUCUUACCGACAGUACUCAUCUCUACCAACACCGUUGACACCGUCAAUGCCUGUGUCUGGUCCCAUUCCCGAAAGAAUCGAGUCUCUUCCUAUUACACCCCCAGAAAUUCCCGAAAGUUUCGAUGACAAGACUUUCAAACCUGACAGUCGGACCAUAAAAAAGGCCCUCCACGUUCUUGCAACAGAGCGCCUUGCCCUCGGCCAUCUCGAGGACCUAUACACUACAUCUCCAGUGGCCCAGGAAGCCUUAUUGCAAGCCAUUCAACAGAUCAUCCACUCGGAAUCUCGACACGGCAAAACCAUCUUCAUUGGCGUGGGAAAGUCUGGCCACAUUGCAAAAAAGCUCGUUGCUACUUUUGUCUCUCUCGGUAUUCACGCUCAGUUCCUACACCCCAUCGAAGCCCUGCACGGCGACCUGGGCGUUGUGAGACCAAAUGACACUGUCAUCUUCAUCACCUUCUCCGGCAGGACUCCGGAACUCAUGUCUCUGCUGCCACAUAUCCAACCAAACAUCCCCAUCAUUGCCAUGACAGGCCAUCUGAACACCACCACUUGCCCCCUUCUCACCCACCAGUCACGCGUCACCUCAGUCAAUAUCCUCCUCCCCACCAUGAUUCACGAAUCCGAAAUUUCGUCAUUUGGCGUUUCGGCCCCAACCACAUCCACCACCAUCACUCUUGCUCUGGGGGACAGCCUCGCCCUGGCCGUUGCCGACGAGUUGCACAGUUCUGCGGGACUACAGACCCCAGCUAUUUUUGCUGCCAACCAUCCUGGUGGCGCCAUUGGAGCAGCUCUCAAGCCACCUUCUGCCGCACCGACAAUGGCUGACAUGGCCAGUCCCGUCUCUCAAGUCCCCAUUGCUUCCUCGAGACCGGGACAUCCACUGUUGUGUCAAGAUGUGGUCUUGACAGCCGUCCGAUCACCUCGCGGUUUCGUCCGCACCUCCCCUACCCACAUCGUUGGCCCUCGGCGCAUCCAAAGAAUCUCCGAGUUUGGAGCUCCCGUGACCAACCAAGAGGACGAGUUUGGGCCCAUUGUUGUGGAGAAGACUGACUGGAUUUCGGUCCUAUGCUCCACAACUGUCGACGAGUGUCGCCAAUGGAUCCUGCACAUGCGAGGCGCGGAUGCUCAUGGUCGGGGGAGGGAUUUCCUUCGCCCAGGGACUUUGCUCGGUAUUGUUGAUCACAACGAAGUCACGGGCGUGGUGGAAAUUGAGGAUGUCAUGGGUGACGACUUUGCAUGACCGUAUUUAUUAUUUCAUUUCCCGUUUCUUCUCCUCGGCAGCCCAGUCUGCAUGUGUGAUGGAGGAGAGGAAGACUCGGCAUGGUUUUUCUACGCACACCAUUACUUCUCAUGGUUUAGGAAACCUCAUCAUCUCUCGGAGGGUUUGCGAGUCAUGUAUCAGUCGGGGCCUAAAGCAUUGCACAGGGAAAGGGGUACCAAGGCGUGCGCACAGGACUCCAGUUCUUUGACGAGGUUACGAAAUUAAAUUCAUUAUGGUAUCUACUGAUACCAGUCAUCUUCUUCGUCAUCGUCGUCAUCGUCGUCGUCGUCAUGAUGAUCAUCAAAUCCCGCCGUGACU